UACUCUCUUCUCUUAUUCUCCUGUUAACCUUCAAAGUGUACCUCUUCUUAACAUAUACAGUAUAUCUUUUUCCUCUCUACUGUUUAAGCUAUAGAGAGAGGAGAACUGCUCUUACUUCAAACUCUAGAACUAGAAUAAGGUUGUUACUUCCCAGAAUAUGACUCUUGAAGAUUCCUUAAGAUCUCUCUCUUUGGAUUAUCUCAACCUUCUCAUCAACGGUCAAGCUUUCAGUGAUGUUACUUUCAGUGUUGAAGGUCGUCUGGUUCAUGCUCACAAAUGUAUCUUAGCUGCUAGGAGUCUUGUUUUCAGGAAAUUCUUUUGUGGGCCCGAGUCGCCUGGUGGCGGCCCGGAACCAUUAAGCUCAAGAAUGAGUUCCGCGGGCGUCAUCAGCCCGCGGGGUACAGGUGGUUUACAGGUAAUACCUGUAAACUCAGUAGGGUAUGAGGUAUUCUUGUUGAUGUUGCAGUUUUUGUACAGUGGACAAGUUUCAGUUGUGCCACAGAAACAUGAAUCAAGGCCUAAUUGUGGGGAGAGAAGCUGUUGGCAUACACAUUGUACCUCAGCCGUUGAUCUUGCACUUGACACUCUCGCAGCCGCUAGAUCUUUUGGUGUUGAACAGCUCGCUUUGCUCACUCAGUUCAGAGGUUAG
This is a messenger RNA of Nicotiana attenuata, 649 nucleotides long. Its product is annotated as regulatory protein NPR5-like. The coding region runs from base 158 to 649 and encodes 163 amino acids. Gene Ontology annotation, molecular function: protein binding. NCBI's taxonomy places the organism in Eukaryota, Viridiplantae, Streptophyta, Magnoliopsida, Solanales, Solanaceae. The record is from RefSeq and is a predicted model, not a curated record. The transcript has 2 exons. Gene Ontology annotation, biological process: plant organ development.